Podarcis raffonei (Aeolian wall lizard) is the source of this 4390-nucleotide messenger RNA. It is a transcript of the gene ATXN7L1, whose product is annotated as ataxin 7 like 1. The coding region runs from base 262 to 2832 and encodes 856 amino acids. The transcript is spliced from 13 exons. The record is from RefSeq and is a predicted model, not a curated record. NCBI's taxonomy places the organism in Eukaryota, Metazoa, Chordata, Lepidosauria, Squamata, Lacertidae.
AUAGGGAAAGCCAGGGCUGACACUACCCCCGUGUGGGCGGCGGAACGUCCCGAGGAUGACGUGCGGCGUUCUCGAAGCCCGUGUCUCGCUCGCUGGCUCCUCGCUCGCCUGUGCCGAAGGGAACGGGGGAAGAAGAAGAAGCAGCCAGGAGGAGGAGGAGGAGGGAGGAGCGGCGGCGGCGGCAGGAGCGGCGCGGAGGAGGAGACGGAGGAAGAGGAGGAGGAGGAAGACUCUUGCCGGAGAAGCGGCGGCGGCGGCGCCAUGGCGGCCCUGGAGCGGCCCGUGCCCAGUCCCGAGGCGUUCCUGGGCCAGCCCUGGGCCGCCUGGGUCCGGGAGGCCGCCCUUCCGCACACGCAUUGCGCCGCCCCCCCGCACAGUAUAGAGCUAGAAGAUGCUGGAAAAGAGGGUGGAAAAAGCAGGGAGGUGAUGAGGCUUAAUAAAGAAGGGUUCAUUCAAGAUGCGCUACUUCCUGAAGCAGCUUUUCUGCAUGAAUCUAGUGAACUGAGAGAUAUGCACUUAUUUGGCCAUUAUCCAGCUCAUGAUGAUUUCUAUCUAGUAGUGUGCAAUAUCUGCAAUCAGGUAGUCAAGCCACAGGUUUUCCAGUCACACUGCGAACGAAGACACGGUUCAAUGUGUAAGCCUUCCCCAUCUCCAGCUUCUCCACCCUGCAAUUCCAGGGCAUCAUUUAUACAGAUGAAACCGAGAUCCUGUAUCAGCGGCCAUAACCCUGUCAAUAACAACUCAAAGCCAUUCAAAACGCCCAAAGACAAUCUAAUUACCUCCACUAGCAAACAGCACAUGGUCUUUUCUUCGAAACUAUCAAGGGAUAAACCUUGUGUCCCUGUUCCUGUAGUCAGUCUAGAGAAAAUUCCUAACCUAGUGAAGGCAGAUGGUGCCAAUGUUAAAAUGAACUCUGCAACCACUACCACCAGCUCCAGCUCCUCGGCCUCUUCAUCUACCACAUCCGCUCCAAUUAAAUCUGCUUUGACAUGUAAAUCGGUGCCACCAUCGCCAGAAAAGAUUUUGAAUGGCAAAGGCGUCAUAGCUCCAUCAAUAGACAAGAAACACCAAAAUGGCACUAAAAACAGUAACAAGUCUUACAAGAGAGUUUCAGAAAGAGAGUUUGACCCAAAUAAACAUUGUGGAGUAUUGGAUCCUGAGACAAAGAAACCCUGCACAAGAUCACUCACCUGCAAGACUCAUUCACUUAAUCACCGGCGAGCAGUUCCAGGCCGUAAAAAACAGUUUGACAUUCUCUUAGCUGAACACAAAGCUCGAUCGCGAGAAAAAGAAGUAGCAAAAGACAAGGAGCAUCCGCAAUGUAUAAGGGAAACUCAUCAGCCCCAGCCUGUGCUAGUCCAAGACACUCUGUCAGGAACAUCAGUGAACUCUGGGCAAGAUCCCAAAGGAACGUCGCCUGCAAAAUCAAGACUGCCCAAUUCAGCAUUUCCUAGGCCUUCCUCUGCAAACAGCAUAAAUAGCACUAGUUCUUCAAACCAUGGUGGUUAUGCUCCAGAACUGCCUCUGCCUUCUAUGGGAGGAGAUCUGCCUAGCAGAUUAUCUAGUGACGAGGGCGAAGUGGAGGGAUCCGAAGACUCUGAGAAGUUAGACUGUCACUAUUCUGGACACCAUCCUCGACCUCUUGGGUUUUGUUCAUUUGGAAGUCAUUUGAUGGGAAGAGGUUACUAUGUGUUUGAUAGAAGAUGGGAUCGUUUUCGACUAGCACUGAAUUCCAUGCUAGAAAGACACUUAAACUCACAGAUGUGGAGGAAAAUCCCUCCUGCGGUGGAUAGUCCGAUGCCCUCUCCAGCAGCACAUAUCUCCACCCCUUUUCCAGCAUCGGUUUUGCAACCUUUCAGCAACCCUAGUGCAGUGUAUAUUCCUUCGGCGCCCGUCAGUUCAAGAAUACCUUCUUCCUACUUGAUGACUUCUGCCAUGUUGUCCAACGCGGCUUUUGUGACUGCAUCGGAUACAAAUUCCAUUAUGUCGCACACUACGGCGUUCCCUCACGUGGCUGCCAGCCUGAGUAUUAUAGACUCGACAUUUAAGACCCCGUCGGCCAUGUCACCUGUGCCAGCGGUUAUCCCUCCCCCAUCCCACAAGCCAUCCAAAACGAAAACCAGCAAAUCCUCAAAAGUCAGAGAUCUCUCGUGCCGCGGUGAUGAGUCUUCUAGCAACAAAAAGAAAAGGCCGCCCUCUUCUUCUUCCUCGCUGUCUUUGCAGACUUCCUCGUCCCCCUCCUCUUCCUUUUCAGGGUCUCACAAAAAGAACUGCGUCUUGAACCCCAGCUCGACCUUGAACUCUUAUCAGGCCACAUCUUCCUAUAACAGUCUGUCUGUGCACAAUGCAAACAAUGGAACAACCCCACUCAGUGCCAAAUCGGAGCCCUCAGGAGGACGGACUUCGUUAUCAAGUAGCUCAGCAGACUCGGUCAAACACAUGAGCAUCGUAGUAAACAGUAUUGACUCUUCCGGUUUGUCUGUGCCCUCCCUCCUUCACCAUGCAGGGGACCACUCCCUAACAGCACACAACGCCGUGUCCUCUCUCCCCCUUUGUUUUGAUAAAUCGGAAGGGAAGAAACGCAAAAACUCUAGUUCUAGUAGCAAAGCCUGUAAAAUCACUAAAAUGCCUGGUAUGAAUAGCGUUCACAAAAAGAGCACUGCCAACCUUAUUCCUACGGUGCCAGAUACUCCAAACAGCUCCAUCUCUCGGCAGAUUGGAAAAAAUAGCAGUGUAGCUUUGUCUCAGUCCAGUCCUUCAAGUACACCGAACCCAGUGCACAACAAACAAAAGACGUUAAACCGGACUGGUAGGAUAAGGACUCUUCCGUAACAAGGAAAAGCAACCAGCCUAUAAUCUCUUCUCGUUUUAGCAGCCCUACUCUGGUUUCUUAUUUUAUUUUCUGUCUCCUGCAGAUAAAAUUUACUUAAUAUUUUUGGUGGGUUUUUUAAAAAAAAAACAAAUGUUUUUAAAUCUACAUAAAACUGUGGCAUAUUUCAGUUCCUCAAUACACAUUGGCCUCUGAUCUGUGCAAUCUGGUUUGAUUCGGAUUCAAGCUUUUAAAAGCAAAUUGUUGCAUUUCCCCCUUUUUGUUUCUUGCAACAAAUGACAGCAGUGAACAUUCCGAAAUAAUGCAAUGUGUGGUUAUAUUAUAUUUAAAACUCCCCUUCAUUGUAUAAAAUUUACAGUAACUUCUGUAUUUAUUAUUGUCCUAGUGCAUUUCUCAGCAGUAACUAACAACUGUGUGGCCAUAAGUUUCACUGACAUUGUUCAGUGGGUUCAGUGUGCAGCACCUCUUGUUGAUUGGUAUUCCUGAUCUGCUCAAUGUACUGAAGGGUUUAUUCAAUUUGUUCCCAGUGAGAUUAAUAGGAGCGCCAUGUGAAAAUUUCCUCACUUGUAGAUGGCAGAGCCACAAAGAAUCUACUGUUUUCCUUAAUGAAACAAUUUGUUCUUUGAAAAGACAGGAGCUGAGCAGACUGAAUUUGUAUCAGUUAGAAUUGCACUGACAAUGUUUUACAGGAAUUACUGCUUUAAAAAAAUAAUAAAGGUAGAUUUUGAAAUCAGGAACUUAAUAAUACUAGGGUACUGCAAAAUUACUACAGAGCAGUUAAUUUUUAUUUCUACAGUGUUAAAAGUGCACUUAAAUGCUGGUUUAUUUACAUCUCAAGGGGGUAAGAAGCCGUUUACUUUUUGGGGGGUGGAAGGCUUAAGGAAAUUUUUAAAGUUUAUACAAUGUUUAACAAUUGUAAACAUGGCUAGGCCCUUUGGGGGGAAAUUAGAAGAUAUUCUUAAAGUAAAAUUUUAUAGUGUUAAUUUUGUAAUUUAUGUUUUGCUAUACUUGGGAAGUGACAGGAAUAGUUUCAUGAACAAUAUGAAACUUAGGAAAGUUUUAAGCAAUGCUUAUAUUUUUCAUGUACUUUUGAGUUAUGGUUUUAUUGUACAUUUCUUCAGACUGAAAAAAAAGUGUACAUAUCUUUGUUAUUUUUGCACAAUUUUUGUCUUCAGUUGUAGGAACAGAGCCUUGUUGACUUUUUUAUAUAUAUUAAAAAAAAACCUAAUUUAUUUUGUGUUGUAUAACUGCAGGAGUUUUAAAAUCUCAGUAAGAAAACACCAUCUGAUAAGUGAACUGCUGUUUUCUACUUCUAGAGGGGAAACGGGUGGCGAGAUUCAGUGGCUGCUUCUGAGAAUUAAUGUCACUUAGUGACCGAAGGAACAAUUCAGUCGUGUUAAGAAUUCCUUAGCUCUUAACAUGCAUCUGUUAUGUAAGAAGCUGGACUGGGGAGUGUUCUUUGCUGCUUAUUUAUGUAUCCUUUUAUUUUCAGUGGCAUUGGUCUGAAAGCAUUUUGGAAACCAAGUAAAAACCUCAUACUUUUUUUAUCCCCUGCAUUUU